Diatraea saccharalis (sugarcane borer) is the source of this 702-nucleotide messenger RNA. Lineage: Eukaryota; Metazoa; Arthropoda; Insecta; Lepidoptera; Crambidae. The record is from the annotation of a GenBank genome assembly.
AUGUGUCGAACCGUGCACGCGCUAUUACAAACCGGAAUAUGCGGGAUUCAAAUGCUAGUGAGGGUCUUUAUGACCAUAAUCCUCAUGCUAGAGAAUCUAAUCAGAAUGAUCCUGCAGACACUGUACAACUUCAUAUCAUUCAUGCUACAGAUGAUAUCACUGAUACCUAUAUGCUUGGUGUUCUUGCUGACAUCGCGUUUGAAAUGCUUUAUGUGCGGUGGUGGGGGCGCCUGUCCAGUUGCAAGGGGUGGCACAUGUGACUGUCUCAUGUCUUUCGUCGCUAUUCUUAUAUUGUUCUUAAUCUUCCGUGCGACAGGAGUCCUCGAUAAGUUAUUUUAUCAUAUCGGUUACACGAAAUAUAGGCCGCAAGCUGUAAAGUUCGUGCCUACACCUGGAGAUAUCACUGAAUGCUCGCGAAAUGAGUCAGAAACGACGGCGACAUACGAAAUAACCACAACGGAGACGACGACCACCGAUACAACUGAAAUGAAACUGUACUACGAGGAAGAGACCACAACAGAUGCUUACUAUUGGUUUUAUUACACGUUACUUGGUCGCGACACAACGUUAUCAACAACGAAUGGUACAACUGAAAGAACGACCAAGCAGCGUUUGCGAGCAGGUGCUCAUCGUCGCUUUCGUAGGCCAACAAAAACUAGGAGUACAAAGAAGUGGACUACUGUGUUAUACUACUUGGUAUGA